Messenger RNA from Dermacentor silvarum, 2665 nucleotides. RefSeq names its product protein bric-a-brac 2-like. Gene Ontology annotation, cellular component: nucleus. The coding region runs from base 181 to 1434 and encodes 417 amino acids. Gene Ontology annotation, biological process: regulation of transcription by RNA polymerase II. NCBI's taxonomy places the organism in Eukaryota, Metazoa, Arthropoda, Arachnida, Ixodida, Ixodidae. The record is from RefSeq and is a predicted model, not a curated record. Gene Ontology annotation, molecular function: protein binding. The transcript has 4 exons.
AUGCGAGCCCCGUACCGGAGUUUCUUCAGAACCGUUGAAACUGGUCGAGGUGUGAUGGUACUGCGCCAGUAGAGACGAGGACGCGAGAGUGGACGGCCGCAAACGCGGUGAGCCGCGCUACCACACGAAUGAACGCUAAAUCUCCUAGUCCAGUAUAGCGCGGCAACGACCUCCAGCAACAUGGGGUCCCAGCAGUUUUGCCUCAAGUGGAACAACCACCAAUCGAACAUGCUGGCCGUGUUCGAGCAGCUUCUGUCCAACGAAGCGUUGGUGGACGUAACGCUUGCGUGCGAAGGUCUAUCGCUGAAGGCCCACAAGAUGGUUCUGUCCGCUUGCAGUCCCUUCUUCCAAGCUCUUUUUGUCGAAAAUCCCUGCAAGCACCCCAUUGUGAUCAUGAAAGAUAUGAGAUAUAUGGACUUAAAAGCCAUCGUCGAGUUCAUGUACCGCGGCGAGGUUAAUGUGUCUCAAGACCAACUCUCCGCUCUUCUCAAGACGGCGGAGACGCUCAAAGUCAAAGGACUGGCUGAAGUCACCGGCGAGAACAAGCAUGGUGCGCUCGUGAGUGUGGAUGGUGCGGACCCUAAGCCAGUGGGCACUCCUCGUGCCGAAUCUCCACCGCUAAGUAAACGGAAAAGAGGGCGGCCUCGGAGACGCUCGCCCAGCGACUCCAACAAAAGCGAUUCUGAAGACCAGGGCGGCCCUCCGACGACGCGCAUCAAGGGACCCGAAAGCCCCGAAAUCAUCGAGGAUGGCAGUUUGUCGAGCGACCGUGUUACGGCCCUUCCGGCCGCUUCUCCUUCGAGUCGGACUUCUUCCACUGUGGCGGUGUCUUCUACGGCUGUGCCUCCUACCGCACACCUAGGUUCUACCACCAAGGCCACCAACUCUUUGGCCACCUCGCAGCAUACUCAGGACUCCAUUGGUGACGACGUGGGGGAGGGCGACGAUGCGGACUUUGAGGUGGAGCCUUCUAACCUAAUGGAACAGUCCAUGACGACAGAGAACGUUCCUGUGUUCACGGACGUUGCCUCAUCAUCACAAGCACUAGGGAACGAGUCACAGCAGUCUCAUCACACAGGGUCCACAUCAGACAGUACAGCUCUUGUUCCUGUUCAAGCCUCAUUGCCUUCAGACAUCUCCAUUUCCAGUCAAGUGGACAUCAAACCGUCGCCUUCUAGUUUAAUACCCUACGACGACCAGGCAAUAUCGCCUGUGGUCGCCGCUCCUCCUGCCGCUGCGGCCUCCUCUGCGGAGGGCGCAUCCAUGGCUAUGAUGUUCAUGGACACUUCGGGCGUCCCUGCAAUCGCCGGCCCGUCCAAUUAUCAUCCGGACAAGCAGCAGUCAACUCCAUCUCAUGGUACGUUACCCUCUGACCCAUGCCCCCUCCUCCUCCCUUUCUCCUUUCACUUAAUUAUCGCCUCACGACGAUCCUAGCCCCGUCGCGUUUGGGGUUCACCUGUAACGUCAGACGUUGUGCGGCGGCUACGAUUGUAUCGGGCGUCCCGAAACGUCGCUCUCGUUCUGUAUUUUAUGGACCUAUUUGGUUGUAACUUGUUAAUUCGAUCUUUCAUACGAUAGCGACGUUUCUUGCUUAUUCGUUAGGGCUUUGUACUCGAUCGUGUUUUCAAUACUUGCUGUACCGAAAUUCUGUAACAAACGGGAAGUAAACGCCUUAUCUGUUGCCUCCAUGGAGGCUUCUCCGAAGACGCCCAGUCAUUUGUGUUGUGUCCCGAGUCAAUUUAUCAUCUGCGCAUUCGCGACCCGCGUCACCAUUUUGGACCUUCGGACCUGGCAGUUUUGGGUGGACAGUUUCGCGCUGAUCUUGGAGUCCUGCUGGCCACGUCGGGGACUGCGAGCCUGCCAACCGCAUCUUUUUUUUCGCGUCGCGUGCGUUUCGUUUUCGUGCCAUCGCCGGUGUCUCCAUCUGAAGUUGGCAGCAAGACUUGGUAAGUUGUAUUUUAGACCCCUUCCCAACUUCCACGUACCCCAUCCUUUAGAAUUACUUUACUCCUGGUUAGGGCCUUAGGGAUUAACGUUUCUUUAAAUGUGUCGGAUGUUUGUAUUGCAUUGUAACAAAUCGUUUAUUAAAUUGAAUGGGAGGGUUGUGCUGUCUUUAUUUUUUUAGGUAGUACACGGGCGAGCAAGAGCGAACGUUUUGUGAAUGGGUGUGUGCUUGCGUUGAAUGUGUGCGUGAUGUGUGUUGUCCCUACACCAACACUUGGAUUGCUCGUUCCGAUACACAACACUACUCAGCGGGGCUGCAGUCUGAACACGUUUCGUUGCAGCUCUGUAGUCGCAACUGUGCAUUUGUUGCCGCGAUUACUGGAGUUGCAACUUUGCAAGCUCUUGUAACUGCGCGAGUGUCCCUCGGUCGUAAUGAGUACUCGAGCUUGCACUUACACGUACACGCACUACUACACUGGAUGGGGUGCCCUCGAGUGGGGAUGGUUUUUCUAGGUGCUGUGCGACCGGAGGAAACUGGCCUGCUGGUGGUAUUCGGUAAGCAAUUGAAAACUGUUAGUGUGUGUAUUAAAAUGUUUCUUCUGCAGGUGGCAUGCAGUCCUGCUGUGGCGGCUCGACCCGAAGACUAAUGUAAAGCUUUGGUUUUUGGUGUCAACCGAUACAGCUGAAGUAAGCGAGAAAGUGGUAUUCGACAAUAAAAGCA